AAAUGACUUCCAACGCCGAACUUGCUUGCGUCUACUCAGCCCUAAUUCUGGUUGAUGAUGACAUUGCAGUAACUGGUGAGAAAAUCCAGACCAUCCUCAAAUCAGCCAUCGUUGACGUACAACCAUACUGGCCUGGUCUUUUUGCGAAAGCGCUAGAAGGAAUCAACGUCAGGGAACUGAUCACCAACAUUGGUUCUGGAGUAGGAAGUGAAAAGAAGAAAGAAAAAGAGUCUGAUGAUGAUAUGGGUCUUGGACUCUUCGAUUAGAGUACAAGUUUUUUAACUAUGUGACA
Molecule: messenger RNA, 292 nt
Organism: Leptinotarsa decemlineata (Colorado potato beetle)
Lineage: Eukaryota; Metazoa; Arthropoda; Insecta; Coleoptera; Chrysomelidae
Product: large ribosomal subunit protein P1-like
Biological process (GO): cytoplasmic translation; translational elongation
Cellular component (GO): ribosome; cytosolic large ribosomal subunit
Molecular function (GO): structural constituent of ribosome; protein kinase activator activity; ribonucleoprotein complex binding
Source: RefSeq, a predicted model, not a curated record